Solanum dulcamara is the source of this 3447-nucleotide messenger RNA. RefSeq names its product probable LRR receptor-like serine/threonine-protein kinase IRK. Gene Ontology annotation, biological process: protein phosphorylation. Lineage: Eukaryota; Viridiplantae; Streptophyta; Magnoliopsida; Solanales; Solanaceae. The transcript is spliced from 3 exons. Gene Ontology annotation, molecular function: protein kinase activity; ATP binding; protein binding. Bases 631 to 3315 code for a protein of 894 amino acids. Gene Ontology annotation, cellular component: plasma membrane. The record is from RefSeq and is a predicted model, not a curated record.
CCCGUUAAUAAAGUCUCCCUCUGUCUCCCACUCACACCAGAGAGAGAGAGAGAGAGAGAGAGUGUGUGAAAGAGAGAGCACUUUAAUAAAUGUCUUACUGACUCGCCGUCGCCGGAAAACUCAUACUCAUACUCAUACUCUCUUCGGCGGAUUUCCCUCUUAACUCUUUCUUAAGCUAAGGACAAUUCCCCGGCACCGGCGGUUUCAUUCCUGGAAAAAUCUCAACUCACAUUUUCUGCUGCUUUUAGUUUGAAGGUCGAAACUUCUUCUUCGAGUUCCUUUCUACUUUAGCUAAAUUCGACUCCCACCGAGCUGUUUUUUUCAGUAGGUUUAUGCGCUUUUUAUUUUUCUGUUCUCCGUCUGGGUCUUUAAAAUAUACUCUUUUUAGCAGAUUUGGUCCUCGUUUCAGCUGUAUUUUGGAAUUCUAGGGUUUUGUGUCUUGAUUUUUUGAUUAAAUUUGUCACUGCUGGGGACCCAUAUCUUGCCUAGUUAGUUGUAAUUGGUCAUUUCAACUCCUAUUUUGGAAUUUGGUUUUCUUGUCUGUUUUUUUCUCUUCAGUUUGGUCAUAGCAAACCAAACAUUGUCGGGCCUUGUCUUGUCUAUGGAAUUAUAAGCAACAUUGCUUUGGAAAUGAGAAAGUUGUUUGUUAAUGUGUUUUUAUUUCUGUUGGUGACCGUGUUUGUGGAAGCUUUGAACCCAUCUUUGAAUGAUGAUGUACUGGGACUAAUUGUGUUCAAAUCGGACGUUGAAGAUCCAGAUGGAAAGUUGAAUUCUUGGAAUGAAGAGGAUGAUAGUCCCUGUAACUGGAAUGGAAUCAACUGCAACCCCAGAUCCAAUAGGGUGUCUGAAGUUGUUCUUGAUGGAUUUGGUCUAUCUGGAAGGAUAAGCAGAGGCCUUUUACGCUUGCAGUUUCUUCACAGACUUUCACUAGCAAAGAACAAUCUUACAGGAAGUAUCAGUGUUAGUCUUGCUCAACUUGCUAAUCUCAAGUUUCUUGACUUGAGUGAAAACAACUUAUCUGGUAACAUUCCUGGAGAUUACUUUCAACAAUGUGGGCCGCUUAGAUCAAUUUCUUUGGCCAAUAACGUAAUUUCAGGGCAGAUCCCAGAAAGUUUGAGCUCUUGUGUCACACUUGCGUCUCUUAAUCUAUCGUCAAACCAGUUUUCUGGGUUGGUGCCUUCUGGGAUUUGGUCUUUGAAUGGACUAAGGUCUCUUGAUUUGUCAAACAAUUUGUUGGACGGCGAAAUUCCAGUGGACAUUCAGGGUCUGAGUAAUUUGAGAGAAUUAAACUUGGGGAGAAAUCUUUUCAAGGGUGAAAUUCCGGAUGGAAUUGGAGGUUGUUUGCUUUUGAGGUCAAUUGAUUUGAGUGAAAAUUCUCUUUCUGGAGAGCUUCCAAGCACAAUGCAGAAGCUUAGCCUGUGUAGUGAAUUCAUUUUGAGACGUAAUGCUUUUGUGGGCAUUGUACCAGAAUGGAUUGGAGAACUGAAAAGCCUUGAGAUUCUUGAAUUUUCUGAGAACAAAUUCUCUGGUAACAUUCCAACUUCAAUAGGGAAACUUGAGUCACUGAAAGUAUUAAAGGUGUCGCAGAAUGGGAUUUCUGGAAGCUUGCCAGAAUCCUUGAGCAGUUGUGUUAAGCUUCUGGAAUUGGAUAUUAGUCAUAACUCUUUGGCGGGCACCAUUCCUAAAACUUUGGGCCAAUUAAAAUCCUUGAAUAUUCUUGACUUGAGUGAAAAUCGGUUAUAUGGUACUGUCCCUGCGGAAAUUGGAGGAACAACAUCUCUCAUGGAACUUAGUCUGGAGAAAAAUACCUUGACUGGAGAAAUUCCUAGUUCAAUUGGCAAUUGUUCUUCAUUAGUCUCCUUGUCUUUAUCACAUAACAGUCUAACUGGUCCUUUACCUGAAGCCCUAGCUAAACUGACUUACCUUCAAAGUGUUGACUUAUCCUUUAACAAAUUAACGGGAGUCUUACCAAAGCAGCUUGGAGAUCUUGGCCAUCUCUCUUCAUUCAACAUUUCACACAACCAGCUACAGGGCGAGCUACCUUCUAAUGGUUUUUUUAAUACUAUUUCUCCUUAUUCUGUGUCAGCAAACCCAUCUCUAUGUGGGGCUGCUGUCAAUAGGUCUUGUUCUACCGUCAUGCCCAAGCCAAUUGUUCUGAAUCCCAACUCCACUGAUUCUUCUACUCCCAGCGCUGUCCCGCAGAGUAUUCGCCAUGAGAAGAAAAUCCUAAGCAUCUCUGCCCUCAUUGCUAUUGGUGCAGCUGCUGUUAUUUUUGUUGGUGUGAUUGCCAUUACUGUGCUCAAUAUUCGUGUCCGGUCAGUGGCACCGCGUUCUGCUACUGCAGCCCUUACAUUUUCUGGCGGAGAUGAUUUUAGCCAUUCUCCAUCCACUGAUGCAAAUUCUGGUAAGCUUGUCAUGUUUUCUGGUGAUCCUGACUUCAGCACAGGGGCACAUGCUCUGCUUAACAAGGACUGUGAGCUUGGGCGAGGUGGUUUUGGAGCAGUGUACCGCACUGUCCUUGGGGAUGGGCAUCCAGUGGCCAUUAAGAAGCUUACCGUCUCCAGUCUUGUUAAGUCUCAGGAAGAUUUUGAGAGGGAAGUUAGGAAAUUGGGAAAAGUCCGUCACCAUAAUCUUGUCACCCUUGAGGGUUAUUAUUGGACACCAUCUUUACAGUUACUUAUAUAUGAAUUUGUGGCUGGUGGAAAUUUGUACAAGCAUCUCCAUGAAGGUUCUGGUGGGUGUUUCCUCUCAUGGAAUGAGCGGUUCAACAUCAUUCUCGGUACAGCAAAAAGCUUGGCUCACUUGCACCAAAUGAACGUAAUCCACUACAAUCUAAAGUCCAGCAAUAUCCUGAUUGAUAGCUCUGGUGAGCCUAAAGUUGCAGAUUAUGGAUUAGCAAGACUGUUACCCAUGCUUGAUCGAUAUGUGUUGAGUAGCAAAAUUCAGAGUGCACUCGGUUACAUGGCACCUGAAUUUGCAUGCAAAACUGUGAAGAUAACCGAGAAGUGUGACGUGUAUGGAUUUGGAGUCCUUGUCCUGGAGGUAGUCACUGGAAAGAGGCCAGUUGAGUAUAUGGAGGACGACGUGGUAGUGCUGUGUGACAUGGUACGAGGAGCAUUAGAAGAAGGCAGGGUAGAAGACUGUAUAGAUGCAAGGCUGCAGGGAAAAUCUCCAGCAGAUGAGGCGAUUCCUGUCAUGAAGUUAGGAUUAAUCUGCACAUCACAAGUUCCAUCCAACCGGCCUGAUAUGGGAGAAGUUGUUAACAUUUUGGAGCUGAUACGAUGUCCUUCAGAAGGCCAGGAUGAACUUGUAUGAUGUUCACUAGAUUAAUAGAGAUUGUAAGAUAAAUGUCUCAUCCUGGCCUGGUUGAUUUUAUUUAGAGAAGUUGGAAUUUGUUGUUGUAGAAUAUUUUGCUCUUAAUUGUUAUAAAAUCCCUCCUUUGAAUUA